AUGUCUCAAAAAGCUCUUUUACUUGAGGAGGUGGGUAAGCCAUUAACCUUGGGGCGCCGGACGAUUCCAGAGGCUGGUGAGAACCAGCUACUGGUCAAGGUCCUCGUUGCGGGCCUAAAUCCUCAUGACCAGAGAACCCGCGAUGAUGGCCUCUUCGUUACCAGCAUGCCAUAUGUCAUUGCUAGCGAUAUUGUCGGCGAGGUAGUAACCGUCGGAAUCGGAGAGCACUCGGCCAAGUUCACACUUGGAGAGCAUGUAUUUGGUCACACGUAUGCUGAGGGGGGCUUCAACAAUGACUUCAACGCAGCUCAGCAAUAUGCCCUCGUUGAUGCGCGGUUCGUAGGCAGAGUUGCCGGCAGUGGGUUGAACGACGAUGAGGCAUCAACAAUUCCUGUUAUAGUUUUGGCUGCCUUCAUGGCCCUUUUUACUCCCUCCGGCCUUGGCAUUCCAGCCCCUUUGGCACCUGAGGCCAAGUCAUUUGAGUAUUCUAACAUCAGCCUCCUCGUCAUUGGAGGUGGCUCCAACACGGGACGAGCCGUUGUUGAGCUUGCAAAGUUGGCAGGAAUAGGUCAAAUCAUCGCCGUCGCUGGUAGCCAAAACGAGGAAAAGCUCAAGGCCGUUGGAGCUACCCAUGUUAUCGACCGAAGAGCUCCUGAUGUGCUGGACCAGAUCCGUGCCAUCGCUGGAGAUGAGCUAAUUUUCGCUGUUGACACGGUAAAUCCUGGCCUAGGUCAAGAACUUGGUAUCGCGGCACUAUCAAACCAGAAAAAGGGAACUUUGAUCACUCUCCGGCGACCGGACGGAGACUUUGACGCUGCUCGAAUAGGGUCCAAAGCUGCUGGAUAUGAGAGGCGGCUUGUGUUUGGGGUAUCCCCGAUCCACCCAGAGCUGACUACGAGAUUCUGGGAUGAGGUUCCUCGUUGGUAUAAGGAGGGGAAAUUUCAUCCAAGUAGCUUCGAGAUUAUUGGCGGUUUAGAUGCGGAUGCUGUGAACAAGGCGCUGGAUAAGUAUCGAGAUGGCAAUGGAGUCAAGAUGAAUAUUCACCCUUGGGAGUGA
Fusarium fujikuroi IMI 58289 is the source of this 1056-nucleotide messenger RNA. RefSeq names its product related to zinc-binding dehydrogenase. Gene Ontology annotation, molecular function: oxidoreductase activity, acting on NAD(P)H. NCBI's taxonomy places the organism in Eukaryota, Fungi, Ascomycota, Sordariomycetes, Hypocreales, Nectriaceae. The record is from RefSeq and is a predicted model, not a curated record. The coding region runs from base 1 to 1056 and encodes 351 amino acids. The transcript is spliced from 2 exons.